AUGUCCUGCUACGACCUGUGUCCUCCCACCCCCUGUGGCCCAACCCCGCUGGCAAAUAGCUGCAACGAGCCCUGUGUCAGGCAGUGCCAGGACUCGACAGUGGUGAUCCAGCCCUCUCCCGUGGUGGUGACCCUGCCAGGACCCAUCCUCAGCUCCUUCCCCCAGAACACCGCUGUGGGAUCCUCAGCAUCCGCGGCUGUCGGGACCGCGCUCAGUGCUGGAGGGGUCCCCAUCUCCUCUGGCAGCUCCUUGGGAUUUGGGAGCUUUGGCUACCCAGGCCUGGGCAGCAGGUACAGCCGGGCCAACACCUACCGCAGUGGCUUCUAUGGGCCGUGCUAA
This is a messenger RNA of Charadrius vociferus (killdeer), 339 nucleotides long. Its product is annotated as feather keratin 1-like. The transcript has a single exon. Gene Ontology annotation, cellular component: intermediate filament. NCBI's taxonomy places the organism in Eukaryota, Metazoa, Chordata, Aves, Charadriiformes, Charadriidae. The coding region runs from base 1 to 339 and encodes 112 amino acids. Gene Ontology annotation, molecular function: structural constituent of cytoskeleton. The record is from RefSeq and is a predicted model, not a curated record.